CGAAUUAAACAACGGAAGCGAAGAGUGAAAUACAUGCAGAGAACGUUCUCUGACAUAUAUAUUAGAAAAACUGUAAAAUGCAGUCCCGUAUUUGUUCCGUUGUCAUUCCACAAUUAUCAAGGAAUUUAGUACGUUCAUUCUCCAAGUCAACAAAUAAAAUGGCUCCAAUAAAGGUUGGCGAUAAGCUACCUGCUGUAGAUCUGUUCGAAGAUUCGCCGGCGAAUAAAAUCAAUACUGCUGACUUAACAUCUAACAAGAAAGUAAUAAUUUUUGCAGUUCCCGGCGCUUUUACUCCUGGCUGCUCGAAGACCCAUUUGCCCGGAUUUGUGUCGAACGCCGAUUCGUUGAAAGCUGAUCAAAAUGUCAAUGAGAUUGUCUGUGUAUCUGUAAACGAUCCGUUUGUUAUGUCUGCUUGGGGCAAAGACCACAACGCUGCUGGAAAAGUCCGUAUGUUAGCAGAUCCCGCUGGUGCAUUUGUAAAGUCUUUAGAUUUGACUAUUGAUUUACCACCACUGGGUGGCUUGCGGUCAAAACGUUUUUCGAUGGUCGUGGAAAAUGGAGAAGUGAAGGAAUUGAACGUUGAACCAGACGGCACUGGUCUGAGCUGCUCGUUAGCAAACAACAUUGGCAAAAAAUAAAGUGCUUCGAAAUUUUAGAUGUGUUGUUUAUAGUUUAAGCGAUUACUGGACUACAAGCAAAUAUAAAAAUAUUAAAAUUCUAGUUAACUAAAAA
Messenger RNA from Anastrepha ludens (Mexican fruit fly), 732 nucleotides. It is a transcript of the gene Prx5, whose product is annotated as peroxiredoxin-5, mitochondrial. Bases 78 to 638 code for a protein of 186 amino acids. The record is from RefSeq and is a predicted model, not a curated record. Gene Ontology annotation, cellular component: peroxisome; mitochondrion; cytoplasm. The transcript has 3 exons. NCBI's taxonomy places the organism in Eukaryota, Metazoa, Arthropoda, Insecta, Diptera, Tephritidae. Gene Ontology annotation, biological process: hydrogen peroxide catabolic process; cellular response to oxidative stress; cell redox homeostasis. Gene Ontology annotation, molecular function: thioredoxin peroxidase activity.